Orycteropus afer afer is the source of this 2895-nucleotide messenger RNA. RefSeq names its product SPOC domain containing 1 (gene SPOCD1). The transcript has 16 exons. Gene Ontology annotation, biological process: DNA-templated transcription. The coding region runs from base 1 to 2895 and encodes 964 amino acids. Gene Ontology annotation, cellular component: nucleus. The record is from RefSeq and is a predicted model, not a curated record. Lineage: Eukaryota; Metazoa; Chordata; Mammalia; Tubulidentata; Orycteropodidae.
AUGUCCCAGGAGGAGGCCACAGAGGGUUCCAACACAGAAGACCCUGUUCUCAGGCCCCAGGGCGACUCUGGGCUUUUCCAGGAGGACAUGGAAGGAGUCAGCUUCAUGCCAGUUCUGGUGCCAGAUGGGCCAGGGGUGAACGCUGGGGCCAGAGUGUGGGCUGGCAGCAGGAAGCGGGUCCUUACGGAAGAGGCCCAUUCAGGUAUUAGCUCCCAGAUCCAAGUGUUAAUUGGGUACAAGUACUUGGAGACUGAGAAAUUUGAAUAUCUGCCCCCUGCAGGCGAUGGGAUUCAGCCAGGCAGCCCAUAUGGCCCCAUUGAGCUCCUACUGCCCAGUGGAAGAAAGGCCCAUAGGCCAGCCCCAGAGGACCCUCCACAGAGCCCUGCACUGUGCCUGCAAGUGUCUGGAGAGGUUUCUGCGGAGUGGCAAGAAGCUGAGCACCUCAUGGGGACUGGCAGUGAUGAAGGCUCGACCCCUUCGCACAGCCAGGAGGAGCUGGAGGUCAAGGCUCAGCCAGGGUACUGGGGGAGGUGGGAGUUGGGACUCCCUGUCCCUUCUGACACCCAUGCCAGCUCUCUGGAGCCCUUGGCUAGCCUCAGCACCUCCCUAGAGCCUGCAGCCAGCAAAGCCCACGAAGGCCCAGUCAGGGACUGGAGAAGAUCUAAGGAUGCUAUACUGAGGAGGAGCACAGACAACAUAGUCAACUCCAACCAGGACCAGUCAGAGGAAUCCAGCCCAGGAGGCUGCCUCAAACUGGAGGAAGUGGACAUGCCCCAUGGGGUGAAGCAUGUGUGUUACUUUGGUUCUGGGUUAGUGAUCCGACUCCUGGGGGCCAUCAGCCACAGCCAGGCAGGGGGGUCACAGGCUCCAAAGUUGGAGGCCCUGGAAGACUUGAUGGAGGUCAGCACAGUCUCACCUGCCCGGAGGCCCAGAACAAAGGCAAGGCCCAUGGCCCAGCGCCCCACUGGGUGCCAGGAGGCAGGCAGCUCCUGUGGGGCAGCCAGUGCUGAGUGUCCAGGAUGUAGAGCAAUGGAGGCUGAAGAGGAAGAGCCUGGUGAAGGGGAAUUGGGGGAGGACUCAGCUGAGCCUCAGCCCCAACAAGAGAAAUUACCCCUGGAUGUCAGAGUACGGGACAUUGUGGUCCACGCCAUACAGGAGGUGUUGCAGAGUCGUCUUCAGGAGCUCCCACACCUGGUGCUGAGUGAGGAGAUGGUGGGGAGUAUUGCUGCCGGAAUUGAGGCAGCCCUCUUCGACCUGACGCAAGAGACCAACUGCCGCUACAAGACCAAGUACCGCAGCCUGGUGUUCAACCUGCGCGACCCCAGGAAUCUGGACCUGUUCCUCAAAGUGGUUCGCGGAGAUAUCACCCCCCACAGCCUGGUGCGAAUGAGCUCAAUCCAGCUGGCCCCCCAAGAACUGGCCCGCUGGCGGGAACAGGAAGAGAAAAAGGGCCUGGAGAUCAUUCAGCAGCAGCAGCAGGAGCCAUGCAGCCUCCCAGCCACCAAACUAACCCACAAGGGCGAGGUGGAGAUCCUGCGGGAUGUCGACCAGAUGCUGACACUGGAGGAUCUGGUGGGACCCAUGGUGUCCAUAGACCACAGCCCAUCAGCCCUGCCUGCCACAUCAGGGGACACCACAGAGCAGCACGAGCAGCACUUCCUAGACCCUAACUGCCGAAUCUGCAAGGACUGGGAGCCCUCGGGUGAGCUGCCAGACUGCUUCAAAGCCAUCAGGAGGAAAGAAGACAAUAUCUUCCAGAGAGUCCCAAGCCCAAGUCCUGUGUCCUCUCCAGAGAUGCCCCUAAACAGGGAGAGGCCUCUCACAGAUACCCAGGACAGGUAUGGGGCCAGGGGCUGGGAAAUACCUGCUGGAUCCACAAAGACCCUGCCUAGCCAGCCUCCCUGGGAGGGAACUCUAGAUAUGUUCUCCAUCAAGCGGUUCCGGGCUAAGGCCCAACUGGUCUCAGGGCACAGCUGUCGGCUCGUUCAGGCCUUGCCUGAAGUGAUCCGCUCAGCGGGCUGCAUUGCCCCAAACACUGUCUGGGACCUGCUGGCCAGCAUCUGCCCAGCUGAGGCCAAGGACAUCAGUGUGGUCAAACUGUGCCCACAAGGGGCUCGGGACACCCAGAACUGCCGCCUGCUCUACUCCUACCUCAACAAUAAGCAGCGCCAUUGCCUGGCAGCUGUGGACCACAUGGGGGUGGUCCUGCUGCCCCUGCCUGCCUUUCAGCCCCUGCCCGCCAGAUUGCGUCCUCUUGGAGGCCCAGGCCUGGAAAUCACUCAUUCAAGCCUGUUGCUGGCUGUGUUGCUCCCCAAGGCAGGGUUGCCAAACACAGCAGGCUCCAGCCCCUUGAGGGGGAAGGUUCGCAAGAUGGUCUCCUUCAACAGGAAAGUGGAGACAAGAUGCUACCAGCCAGAGGACAGGAGGCAGGAUAUGGCCCUGAAGGGCUCCCCUUUCCCAAGGGGUGCUCUGCACCAGAGCCAAGGCAAUGGCAGCCUGGCUCAAGGGGGGGUUUGUGCUCAGUCAAAGCCCUCCAGAGGCAGGGGGAGAUUGUGGGGAGAGCCUGAGGACUCACAGGUUCCUGCACGAGGGCAGUGGCCCCCAGAACCAGGUGGGUGCCACUCCUGGAACCCUUUUUCAGCAGCACCGGCUGGCCAUUGCUUUGGCCGUGGCCAGCACCUCCACAAGCCCUCCUGUCCCCACCAGGCCCUGCUCCAGCACCUCGAAUCCCUGGUGACUAUGAGCCACCAGCUCCAAGCCUCACUGUGGCCUUCAGGCCAGCAGCUCUUGCCCUCACCUUUGGCAGUGUCUGCUCAGCACCCUGAAGCCCCUGGAAUUCCUUGUCUCCCUACACCUCCAGAACCCCUGGGCCCAGUCCCUGACUCCCAUAGAUAG